AGCUACAGGAGUACGUGAACGCAGCACAGCUCCAGACUCCGUGAAUAAUUCAAAGCUGCAGAAAGUGGACAACACAAACACUGACAGAAAAAUGUGUUUCACACCGUGACUCUGCUGCCUCUGGCUCAUGCGGAGUUAUUAUGACGCUAUGUGACUGUGCUGUAGUUAGUAUGAAGGAUAAAACGAAGACAAAGUUUGGGAAAAGACUCAAACCUCAAACCACGUCAACUUGUCUCCGGUGGCACAAACAGGAGUCUGUGUCUGGGCACAAAGAAACCGAGUGAGGGCUCAGUUUAUCGGACUUUAUUUCAUAAUGGACUCAGUCGUCUGCCCCGCUGAUCAUUCAGCUUCUGCACCCUCAGACUUUUUCUGUUCUGCCACCGGCCCUGUUGAUGGAGCGCCUGAGGUCGAGGUCAACACGCAGACUGUUGCAGCUUUGCCAGGUCCGGAGGCCGAGGAUCUGGAAUCCUACAACCUGAUCGAGCCUCCUCCGUUAGACUGGAGGUCUGAAUCCUCCAGUGAGGUGGGCUCAGCAGGUGACCUGGAUGACCCCAGUUACCCCUCUGUUGAAAAUCUGGACGAGGCCAGUCCGGAUGAACCAGUAUUACUACCUUCGAACAUGACUGACACUGCAGCUACAUUCAGUGGGAACCAGCAGGAGCUUGUAGGAAGUAUUGCACAACCAGAAGAGGAAGGGGUGAAGGUUGGGGAAUCCCGGGAAGAGGACGCCAUACGUGAUGUUGAGAGUAGGGUUAGUAAAGAGGAGGCUGGGGUUGUUAACAGGACAUCAGGUGAUGAAGACCACAGCCACAUCCAUAGCCUGCUCAGCCAACUACAGCUGAUGGGGGGAGAGCCUCAACCAAGCCAACAGACACCACAUCACCUUGCCCAGCAUCAGUACUCCAGCCUGUCUGAGCCCGAAGUGUGCGCUCCCUCCCUUAUUACAGACGACAGCACUGAAACGACGGGGCUGCUGUUCUCUGAAAGCCACCAGAGAGACCUGCUCGGGAUGCUGCAGUUCACAGAGAUCAGUGCUACACCCCAUCCUGCCUCUCUGCCCCACAGAGGAGAGGUGGAUGCUGUAGUGUCAGUUUCCUACAGCCAGGACGACGCUCAAAUGUUCUGGGGUGGGCAUUAUGGGAAUGGUGAACAGCGACGGCACAGGGACGACUCCCUCGCCUCCCUGCCUGACGAUGAGUAUCCAGAGCCAGUGUGGAUGAAGCUGGGCGAGGAGCCUCCAGAGGAAGAAGAGGCUGCUGCAGAGAGUGAGCAGAGUUCUGAUCAUCCUUCAUAUAAAGACGUGCCUGGUCCAUGUGACCCUGAAGACCUGUUGGAUGGAGUAGUGUUUGGUGCCAAGUACCUCGGCUCCACUCAGCUCAAAUCAGAGAAGAACCCGUCUACGAACGCCCGGAUGGCCCAGGCUCAAGAGGCUGUGGAGCGCAUUAAGGCUCCAGAGGGUGAGUCUCAGCCGAUGACAGAGGUGGAUCUGUUCAUCUCAACCCAGCGAAUCAAAGUGCUCACCGCUGACACACAGGAAGCCAUGAUGGAUCACGCUCUGCAGAUGAUCUCUUACAUUGCUGACAUUGGUGACAUUGUGGUCCUGAUGGCACGAAGGAAACGUAAAGGGCAGGAUGGUGACUCUUCCUCCUCAUCCUCUUCUGCGUCUCAGAAGAAAUGCUUAAUGAUCUGUCACCUCUUCUCCUCUGAUGAUGCUCAGAUCAUCGCCCAGGCUAUUGGUCAGGCUUUUGGAGUGGCUUACCAGCAGUUCCUUCAGGCCAACGGCAUCAAAGCCAGCGAUCUGAAGCCUGGCGAGUACAGCAACUACCUGGAAAGUCAGGAGCUCUACAACGGAGACCUGGCCCACUUCUCUGACUCUCAGAACAUCCGAGAUGUCGUCAUCACAAAGGCUCCCGGAGAGAUCUUGGGUCUGGCGGUGGUGGAGUCGGGCUGGGGCUCCAUCCUGCCCACGGUGGUCGUGGCCAACCUUCUUCACGGAGGUCCUGCUGAGCGAAGUGGCGAGCUCAGCAUCGGUGACCGCAUCAUGUCCGUCAACAGCACCAGCAUGGUGGGUCUACCUAUCACCACCUGCCAGAACAUCAUCCGGGACUUAAAAAGCCAAAAGUAUGUGAAGCUCAGUAUUGUCCACUGCCCGCCAGUCACCAUGGCGAUUAUCAGGAGGCCAGAUCCCAAGUUUCAGCUGGGCUUCAGUGUGGAGGACGGCAUUAUCUGCAGUCUGAUGCGGGGCGGUAUAGCAGAGAGAGGAGGCAUCCGUGUUGGGCACCGCAUCAUUGAAAUCAACGGUCAGAGUGUUGUCGCCACGCCACAUGAUAAGAUUAUCCAGAUCUUGACUAAUGCUGUCGGAGAGAUUCAUUUGAAGACUAUGCCAGCCUCAACGUAUCGACUCCUAACAGGACAAGAGCAGCCGGUGUUUCUUUGAGCACAUCCUGCAGCACCAUGGACAAAAAUACUGCACAGUGUUGAAGCUACAUGAACUUUUGCCAAACUGAGAAAAUAUUAUGCAAUUGAUCACACAGCACAUCGUAAGCUGUUGUCACACCACUGAAUACAUCUAGCUAGUCUAUAGCUAUAUAUUUUUAAGAUAUAAAGUGUAUUGAAAUAUUAUAAAAGCGUAUUUUAAAGUGACAAGGAUAGACGCUAGCUCUUCCAUUUAUAUUUAUCUGAGGGUUAACAUUUCAGGCAGUAGCUGAGAUGCAAUAAUUCAUAAACGGAAUAUUUUGGACUCACUAAGCUUUACAUGCGGAGUGUUGUACUGUACUCUAGAGUUUCUGGUCUUCCAGUCUGGUGUGUUGCCAGCGUGCCUGAGCUGAAUGUGCUUCGAGUGGAAUCUUUAUUGAAUCAGGACAAAGGGCCCCUGUAUUUCAUUGUGAUGUACUUCCAGUCUCUCUCUCUCUCACUCACUCACUCUCUCACACACACACACACACACACACACACACACACACACACAUAUAUACAUAUCAACAAGUGUCUGUCAAACUUCAGAGAGUGCUAUUUAGUCAAGUGCUCUGGUUCAUUCAUACUGUGCUUUUCUGACUGUGCCUGGCAGGAAGCAGAUAUCAUACACAAUUAAAGGUAACUGCCUUAUUUGAUAGAGAGAUACGUAUAUUUUUAAGGGUCUGCUCUUUUGGAUGUUCAUUAAAAUGAUCUGUGAGA
Molecule: messenger RNA, 3174 nt
Organism: Larimichthys crocea (large yellow croaker)
Lineage: Eukaryota; Metazoa; Chordata; Actinopteri; Sciaenidae
Product: amyloid-beta A4 precursor protein-binding family A member 3
Exons: 11
Coding region: 314-2437 (707 amino acids)
Biological process (GO): chemical synaptic transmission
Cellular component (GO): dendritic spine; cytoplasm; plasma membrane
Molecular function (GO): amyloid-beta binding; protein binding
Source: RefSeq, a predicted model, not a curated record